CUCGCUCCUCUGUCUUGCUCGCUCGCUUGCUCGCUCGCUCGCGCAGCGGCGGCAGCAGAGGUCGCGCACAGAUGCGGGUUAGACUGGCGGGGGGAGGAGGCGGAGGAGGGAAGGAAGCUGCAUGCAUGAGACCCACAGACUCUUGCAAGCUGGAUGCCCUCUGUGGAUGAAAGAUGUAUCAUGGAAUGAACCCGAGCAAUGGAGAUGGAUUUCUAGAGCAGCAGCUGCAGCAACAGCAGCCUCAGUCCCCCCAGAGACUCUUGGCCGUGAUCCUGUGGUUUCAACUGGCGCUGUGCUUUGUCCCUGCACAGCUCACGGGUGGACUCGAUGACCCCAACGUGUGUGCCGACCCAGGCGUCCCUGAGAAUGGCUUCAGGACUCCCAGUGAAGGAGUUUUCUUCGAGAACUCAGUAACUCGAUUUCACUGCCAAGACGGAUUCAGGCUGAAGGGCUCUUCAAAGAGACUGUGUAUGAAAUAUAUUAAUGGAACCCUAGGCUGGAUCCCAAGUGACAAAGCUGUCUGCGUACAAGAAGACUGCCGCAUCCCCCAGAUUGAAGAUGCUGAGAUUCAUAACAAGACAUACAGACACGGAGAGAAGUUAAUCAUCAACUGUCAUGAGGGAUUCAAGAUCCGGUACCCUGACCUGUACAACAUGUUCUCGUUAUGUCGUGACGAUGGGACAUGGAACAACCUGCCCACCUGUCAAGGCUGCCUGAGACCUCUAGCCUCUUCCAAUGGCUAUGUGAACAUCUCCGAGUUCCAGACUUCCUUCCCCGUGGGAACUGUGAUCGAUUAUCGCUGCUUCCCUGGAUUUAAACUCGAGGGUUCCAAGUACCUCGAGUGCUUACACAACCUUAUCUGGUCGUCCAGCCCACCCCAGUGCCUUGCUCUGGAAGUUUGUCCACUACCUCCUAUGGUAAGUCACGGAGAUUUCAUCUGCCACCCGAGGCCUUGUGAGCGCUACAACCAUGGAACUGUGGUGGAGUUCUACUGUGAUCCUGGCUACAGCCUCACCAGUGACUACAAGUACAUCACCUGCCAGUAUGGAGAGUGGUUUCCUUCUUACCAAGUCUACUGCAUCAAAUCAGAACAAACGUGGCCCAGCACACAUGAGACCCUCCUGACCACGUGGAAGAUCGUGGCGUUCACAGCCACCAGUGUGCUGCUGGUGUUACUACUCGUCAUCUUGGCCAGGAUGUUCCAGACCAAGUUCAAGGCCCACUUCCCCCCCAGGGGUCCUCCCAGGAGUUCCAGCAGUGACCCUGACUUCGUGGUAGUGGAUGGAGUGCCCGUCAUGCUCCCGACCUAUGAUGAGGCUGUGAAUGGUAGCUCGAGUGCCUUAGGCCCCGGGUACCUGGCCUCCGUGGGCCAGGGCUGUCCUUUACCUGUGGAUGACCAGAGCCCUCCAGCAUACCCUGGCUCCGGGGACACGGACACAGGCCCUGGGGAGUCAGAAACCUGUGACAGUACCUCGGGCUCCUCUGAGAUGCUCCAGAGUCUAUAUUCACCCCCCAUGUGCCAAGGGGGCAGCCACCCUGCCCCAGACACCCCUGACACAAUUUCAAGCGCAGCAGGGGAAGUAGCAUCCACAAGCCCCGGCAUCGACAUUGCAGAUGAGAUCCCGCUCAUGGAAGAGGACGCAUAGCCUGGUGACAUCCUGCUAAUCCCACUGUCCCCUUUGGGGAAAAGAGCCUUGAACCUUGAAGGGAGGCCACAGGAGGCCAGAGCUUGGGACAAGGGGGCAUUUUUAAUCUAUUUACACGAUACCAUACAUCUCCAGCAGGACGGUGGGCCCGGCCGACAGCAAUGGCGGCCACAGCAAUGGCGGUGCUUUCAAAUGAGACUCAAUGAUGUAUCAUGACCUGCAGGGAACAGAGGGCAGAGGGGACUCUCUCUGCCUCAUGCCCAUGACAGAGCUGAGUGUCUCUUGCUACAGGAGACAGUGCCACGCACAUCCCGGCGAGUCACAUAUCCUGUUGCUUCUGUUAACAGCACUCCCUGCUCCUCCGAAAGCAUGUCACAUGUAUAAAUUUGCUUCUAAAAUCUGCUUUGAACUGUCUACGAACUUUAGAUCUAGACAGGUCAGCCUCUGUUUAAAAAGAAAAAAAAAAAGCCCAUGUUGACCUGUAAACCCGGGAGCAGAUCCUCUCUCUGCCCUUAUCAGUAAGGGACAGGCUCCCAAGGAAAGACUCAUGUAACACUCAGACCGUCUCUUACCCCUGGACAGCUGAUCAAAGCAGGAUUCGGCAGUUUGAAUGAGAAAGGAAAGGAAAAACAAGCCAACUCCGCUUUCUGGAAGUGUCUUCAUGCCGAGCCCCCAUGUUCUGUGCUGCCCUCUGGUGACAUGUGUCGGUGUUUCUAUUCAUGGUCUGGCAGUGGACCUGUGGCGUGGGAUAGACCUGUGACUUUACACCUGGUGAGAAUGCAUUCAGAUGCAUCUUAUGGUGGACUGAGUAACCUGGUCCUGUUUGGUUUUGGCACUUGGCAGACUCCACUCACGUUUCUCUGCUUAUGCCUUCCCAUGUGUCAUUGCUGUCAUGUUGCCCCCGACCUUAAAACUUAACCAUUCUUUUAUUUUCCAAAAUGGAAAGUUUCUGUAAACAUAUUCUGUAUUUGGAGGAAGAAGAAAGUGUAAGCUGGAUCUUUUGUGACCGACCGCAGCCCCUCAGCUCUCUGUUUUGUCCUGCUAAGUCGGAAGGCUUGGCCACCCAGCCCCAGGACACCCUGUUCUCCUGCUUUCAGGGGGCCUUUGGCCCUGCUUGCCUGCCAUCCUUCAUUUCUAUGAGGGUCUCAUGGCACCCAGUGGGUGUUGUGCCUAAGCAAUCGACUGAUUUUUAAAGAACCCCAAGUCCAGAAAUGUCCCUUUGCAUACAUGUUGGUCCACGGCGUCGUUUCCAUCCUUCCUCUGGGUUGUAGACAAAUAUAAACAAAACUCUCAUCCAUAAAAUCACUGUGCUGAUGGAACACCGAGGGCCGGAGGCUUGAUCAAAUCCUGUUUUCUCCCAACACAGACUGAUUAAAAAUUAAAAAGAAAAGC
Grammomys surdaster is the source of this 3038-nucleotide messenger RNA. It is a transcript of the gene Susd4, whose product is annotated as sushi domain containing 4. Lineage: Eukaryota; Metazoa; Chordata; Mammalia; Rodentia; Muridae. Gene Ontology annotation, biological process: negative regulation of complement activation, alternative pathway; negative regulation of complement activation, classical pathway. The record is from RefSeq and is a predicted model, not a curated record. Bases 174 to 1646 code for a protein of 490 amino acids. The transcript is spliced from 9 exons.